AUGACUUGUUAGUCAGGAAGGUGAAUCAGAUGUUUAUUAGAUAGAUGAUUUGGAAUAUUGUAAAUGAGAUUUAUUUACAGACACUACAAAUAUUAUUAUUCGAUGUCGGAAAUGCUAUCUGUUGGGACCAAAGUAUAUUAGUUUUAUAGAAAUUCAAUGCCGGUAUUUCAACUUAGGUGCAUGUUAUUUGCUUCCUAUAGCUAGUUUAAUCUUUUAAACCAUGUUAAGUGAAGAUUUGAAAAGCAUAAUAUGUGAAUAUGUGCACCAUUGUGAAGGAAGUUUUGUGUUUACAGAAAGGGUGAAAAAUUGAAAGACCGCAAAUAAUAUAAACGCGACUCCGUAUUGAGGCGUGAAGAAAGUUCAUAAAAGUGGAAUUUAAAGAUCGAGGGUGAUUGGCGAUUCGUAUGCACAUUACCCCGAAUUGUUUGGGUACACUUGUGAUUUUGUUGGAAUUUGAAGUGUUUAAAGAGACAGGAACGAUGUUUAAGACGAACGCGACCCGAUAACAUACGGGAAUGACUCAAUUAACGACCCCAUAAUCUGUCAAUAAUAACAAUCAUAGAAUCCCAAGACUUCGCCGGCCUCGUAACACAUUACCUAUGGCAAACAUUAGGUGUUGUGUAAAUAUGUCCAGCAGAUAAAAAAUGGUGUUUGACAACUGCACCGUUAAAAUGUGAUGCUGUAAUUCCUGUUUGAUGUGUUGGGAACAAUACUAUACCAUUAGUAUUAGCGCAAGAAUUAUGGACGGUAUGCCGAACAAGGAUGUAAAAAUAGUUCUUGAAUAAAAUCCCAUGUAACACGAUGAAUCAUAAAACGAGGAAUAAUGACCCGAACUUUAAUCUGUCUACUACCACCAUUCCGUCCUACAACGAAUUCGAACCCGGUCCAAGACACGCCAGUUCCCCUCUGACACCGGAAUCACCCAAACAGUUCCUAAACCAUGUAGAUCGUGGAGUGUACGUCAUCAAAGACCUGUCCCAAGAUCCUGGGCCUCUAGAAGAAAGACUGCCAUUUCAAACCCCUAAGCGUCCACAAGAUAUUACUUUCACAACACCUGACAGUGGUAGGCUAACAACUCCCGUACAGGAACAUGGACAGCUGGAAUCGCCCCAUCUGUUUCUUAGUCCGGUGGACAAAGGCGUCUACAUCAUUAAUUCUACUUUAGGUUCCUCUCAGACAUCAAUUCCACAAAUCCACGACUCAAACCACGUCACCAGAAAUGAUUCUCACGGAGGUGAGACUUCCAACGAAAAAUUCCCAAUGGCGAAUAAAAACGAGACUCCCUACACAGAGAGGAAACCCCCAGACAGGCGACAGGUGUUCGGUGUUGACGAGAACAAGGAGCGGGGCAACUGGACGGGGCGACUGGACUUCCUCCUGUCGAUGUUAGGGUACUGUGUGGGGUUAGGCAACAUUUGGAGGUUUCCCUAUCUCUGUUACAGGAACGGGGGAGGAGCUUUCCUUCUGCCCUUUGUGAUUAUGAUGCUUUUGAUAGGAAUUCCGCUCUUCUAUCUGGAGGCAGCUUUGGGACAGUUCUGUAGUCGCGGACCUACCACCUGCUGGGAGUUUGCUCCCUUAUUCAAAGGUUUGGGUAUAGCGAUGGUGAUUGUGUCUGGGCUCACCAGUAUUUACUACAACGUAUUAAUCACGUGGGCGGUGCUAUAUUUCUUCUCGUCCUUCACCAGUGAUCUCCCCUGGAGCAAUUGUGAUAAUAAAUGGAAUACUAAAGAUUGUAGUCUUAAAUUACCAAGAAUCAACUGUGUAGGAAGUUAUCAAAAGUUUCCAAACGGCACGUGCUAUUCCAAAAAUGUCUUCCAAGGAAUCUGGAACGAAACAGUUUUUAAGAACGUGACCGGAAGAAGGCGCGUGUCUCCUACAGAGGAGUAUUGGAAUAACGAAUUCCUGAGUAUUAGUAGUGGUAUUGACAAUCUCGGAGAACCCAAGUACGAGCUGGCCCUGGGGCUGUUAUUUGCCUGGAUAUUAUGUUUUCUGUGUCUUAUGAAAGGCAUCAAAACCACGGGAAAGGUGGUUUAUGUGACAGCAAUCUUUCCGUACAUAGUGCUCAUUAUUUUAUUUUUCCGCGGGAUAACCCUGAAAGGAGCGGGGACCGGGAUUUACUUUUAUAUUGUGCCAAAUUUUGAACGCCUCCUUGACGCAAAGGUCUGGCGAGAUGCAGCUGUUCAGAUAUUUUACUCCAUGGGCCCCGGGUGGGGAGGCCUGAUAGCCUUAGCGAGUUACAAUCGAUUUCACAACAAUGUGUUCAGGGACUCUCUCGUGGUGUCCCUUGGAGACUGCCUGACCAGUAUAUUUGGCGGAUUCGUCAUCUUCUCUUUCCUGGGGUACAUGGCCAACAAGAUGAACGUGGACGUGCAAGACGUGGUCACUAACGGGGCGGGCCUGGCGUUCGUGGUGUACCCCGAGGCCGUGACGAGUCUCCCACUGCCCACUCUCUGGUCCAUUCUCUUCUUCCUCAUGCUCAUCACACUCGGGAUAGACAGUCAGUUCGCUAUGUUGGAGAGUGUCCUGACUGGAAUAGUGGACUAUUUCCCAUACCUACGUCCAAAGAAAACCUUCGUCAUCCUGGUCAUCUCAAUAAUCAUGUAUAUACUGGGGUUACCAAUGACCACACCGGGUGGAAUGUACAUCCUCCAGCUGAUGGACCACUACGUAGCUUCCUGGUCCCUCCUCCUCAUAGGUCUGGUAGAAAUCCUAGUCAUCAGCUACAUCUAUGGAAUCAAUCGUUACUUAAAAGAUAUUGGAAUAAUGAUCGGGAGGCCGCCUUAUAUGUGCUGGAAAAUUUGCUGGAUGUUCGUCAGUCCAAUUAUUAUCUGUAUCAUAUUGCUGUUUGCUUGGAUCGACUAUUCCCCGGUCCAGUACGGUAGCUAUUCCUAUCCGGAAUGGGCCGAGGCGUUGGGAUGGCUGAUGUCGUUUGUCUCCGUGAUAUUCAUUCCUAUUGCGAUGUUGUAUAAAAUCAACAAAGAGGAUGACGCAAAGGGGCUGUGGGAGAAAACCAAACUUCUGUGUACGCCGAGCCGGGAGUGGGGGCCGGCCUUGGUCCGUCAUAGACAGCUGGUAGAUUACGUGGAGGGGUUCGUAGUGGACCCCUCGCAAGAGAGUGGGGGACACCAGUACGUCAACUACGGUUAUGACGCAUCCUUGGCGAGUCAUUCCACUCCCGAUGUAUCCCGGCAUUCCUGGGCUUCCGGUCACACGCAAACUUCCCAUGUUUCUUACGAAUCAGCUGUCUGAACCAGAUCUGCCUUAUCGUUGAUGUUACAUGUAUCAACAGUCCCAACGUACAAUGUGGAAUAUAUAUUUGUGCAAUAUACAAUGUACUUUUAACAUCUAAUCAAAACUCCCAUUUUUAUUAUACUCAUUAAAUCCAUUAUUGACCACACAGCGGUCUGUAUCUACUCGUUUGCCUAUAUACAGUACAAACUGACUUUGGGUUGUAUUAUUAAUGUCAUUCUUGUACAGUCUCUAUGUAUGCGAUCUGUAGUACUUACUUUGUACAAUAUUUUGAUGUCUUUUUACACAAACAUUAUACAUUUUAUACAAUAAAAUGAGUCUAGUUCUAUAAA
Messenger RNA from Ostrea edulis (European flat oyster), 3581 nucleotides. RefSeq names its product sodium-dependent proline transporter-like. NCBI's taxonomy places the organism in Eukaryota, Metazoa, Mollusca, Bivalvia, Ostreida, Ostreidae. Gene Ontology annotation, cellular component: membrane. The coding region runs from base 802 to 3249 and encodes 815 amino acids. The transcript has 17 exons. Gene Ontology annotation, biological process: sodium ion transmembrane transport. The record is from RefSeq and is a predicted model, not a curated record.